Messenger RNA from Ochlerotatus camptorhynchus, 2577 nucleotides. It is a transcript of the gene NPFR, whose product is annotated as Neuropeptide F receptor. The record is from RefSeq and is a predicted model, not a curated record. Gene Ontology annotation, biological process: G protein-coupled receptor signaling pathway. Gene Ontology annotation, molecular function: neuropeptide Y receptor activity; neuropeptide binding. Gene Ontology annotation, cellular component: plasma membrane; neuron projection. The transcript is spliced from 5 exons. NCBI's taxonomy places the organism in Eukaryota, Metazoa, Arthropoda, Insecta, Diptera, Culicidae. The coding region runs from base 1030 to 2256 and encodes 408 amino acids.
UGAAGCCGUAGAGGAUUUCGGUUUGGAUUUGUACCCUCGCAGCAACAGUCUCAGCGGAUGAGUCGGUGCCUCAGUGUGGCUCGAUUGAUUGCGGGAAAUCGAGGAGAUAAAAGAGAAAAAUCUAACACCACUGGUGACAAAUGCGAUUGUUAUUUACGUCUUCGUUGGUAAUGAGUGAGGGAUAGAACUUUUGAGUUUAGAUUGUAUUUCGUAUCCGUGAACAGCAGAACUCGUAUUUGACGACCAUUGGGAUAUAACGUGGCAGCAGAGUGUAUGUUAAUAGAAAAAUCCGCAACGCUUCGCUAUUUAGUACUACUGAACUUCGGUGGUUUAUGCAUUAGGCGACAAUACGACGCCGACCGAUGUACCUCCCACAGUGCGUGCAAUUUAAUAUUUAGCUUCAGUGAUGUGGUAGACAUGGGAAUUUCAUAACCAUGGUUUAGGAGUCUACCGUUGGAACGCAGCCUUAUUUCGGAAUGUGAAUUUUAUUGCUUGCUUAUAAAAAAAAAAUAAUGUCACUCGAAGCAAUGAAGCCGUCGAAGUCGUUGUGGUCGUGAAAAACGAGUGGAAUCUCCCAUCACCAGCACCAACUUCGCAGGAUCAAAGUGAAUUAUGGGAAAUCCUAUAUGCGAUUCUACUCGUUGGCUCCCAUGGGCUAUAUGAUAUAUACUAGGAAAGCCGAAUUCGGAAGCAACUGGAAGGAAUUUUAUUAUCGUGUUUCUGUUGAGUGAAAUAGACAAAUGUUCCCGACAAGGAUCUGGAUUUAAUAAGUGCGAGAACGUUGCCGUGGUGAAGCUGACGUGGCAGAUGGAUUGCAGUAUUGUUUGAGGAUAAAAAUGUUCCUGUCACUAAUGGCAUCGUGCGCGAUGCGCUUCGGAAAAAUCCUACGCUUUCAAUGCCUUACCAUCCGUUUUCAUUUAUAAAUAAAGUGUUGUCCCCGCACAGACUUGUGAUAAUAAACUUACCUGAAACGUAACAAGUGACAGUUCCACCAUAGAAACAUAGAAACAGCUAACCAACCAAGCGACAAUGGAUAUCAUGCUGUCCAGGCUGAAUAUCAGCCUGGAAAAUGUGACGCUUAGUACGAGCACGUUCCGGCAGGGCCUCAUCGAGCAGUUUAGCAACAACCGGAAAGUGGACGACCCCGCGUACCAUAUACUGAUUUUCCUCUACAGUAUACUGAUCAUAUUCGGUGCAACCGGAAACAGUCUGGUGGUGAUGGCGGUGGCACGGAAGCCACAGAUGCGAACGGCGCGCAACAUGUUCAUUGUCAAUUUGGCCGUUUCAGAUCUACUACUCUGCCUGGUGACGAUGCCGCUAACGUUGGUGGAAAUUCUCACCAAAUUCUGGCCCAUGGGCCGGUUGCCAUUGCUGUGCAAAUCGAUCGGAACCCUCCAGGCCACUAGCAUCUUCGUAUCGACCAUUUCCAUCACGGCCAUCGCGCUGGAUCGAUAUCAAGUUAUCGUCUAUCCCACGCGCGACAGUCUCCAGCGGAUGGGUGCCAUUGUGAUACUAACCGGCAUCUGGAUCAUCUCGCUGAUCCUGGCCUCGCCGAUGUUCAUCACCAGACGGUUGAUUCACUACGACGUGAAUUUCUCCAGCCUGGGAAUCGAGUAUGUCUCCUACUGCAUCGAAGACUGGCCAAUGGCCCGCGGUCGAGUGUACUACUCGGUGUUCACCCUGUGCGUCCAGUACGUUCUACCUAUUCUGAUAGUUUCGAUAGCCUAUCUUCGAAUUUAUCUCAAACUUAAGCACCGCCUAGUGGUUACAACCACCACCAUUAGUACCAAUGCCAAUUCGAAGGACUUACAACCCGUCCGGGAACGAGAACGGGGCCGGCGGAUGCAACGAACCAACUAUCUACUGAUUAGCAUAGCCUUGAUCUUCGGAAUCUCGUGGCUUCCGUUGAACCUGUUCAACCUGUUUGCCGACCUGUACCUGAGCGGCAUCACUCAGGAGAUCAUGGUUGCAUACGCCAUCUGCCACAUGAUGGGCAUGAGCUCGGCAUGCUCCAAUCCGCUGCUUUACGGUUGGCUAAACGAUAACUUUCGUAAGGAGUUUAACGAAAUCCUCUGCCGAAAGGACACGAACACGGUCGUUGCGAACGGCGGUGGAAAUACCAACUCGCGAAAAGUUCGAACUACGGGAGCCGCACCGGAAGUAACGCAGAACAACGAAAACUGGAACAAGCACACGGAACAACUGGAUCGACAGGACCGCAUGAAGCUGUGCGACGGCGACGAGGAUAGCGUUUGAGUGAGGAUGCGACCGCUUUGCAGCAAAACCGUACAGUGUACGGAAGCGUGCUUUCUGCAGGAUAAAUACGUUAGGGAAAUGCAGUUGGUAGGUACAUAUACUUAUACCGGAUAAGGUUGCAUCCGCCCACGUAUUUUGCUGCAGUGCAGCCAGGUUGUAUGUAUCAGUGCAAGUAUAAUUCGCGGUCCACAGGUUACAAACCACAGCGAACGCGGCGAGUGCUGUGUGCGCCUGCAUGUAUGGAGAGAAGAAAAAGUUCACGCUGUUAUGCACGGCCGAUUGAGCCAACUCAAAUUGAAAUUCGUUGACUCAAAUUCGCAA